Messenger RNA from Spinacia oleracea (spinach), 2966 nucleotides. Its product is annotated as protein EARLY FLOWERING 3-like. Gene Ontology annotation, biological process: regulation of photoperiodism, flowering. The transcript has 4 exons. The record is from RefSeq and is a predicted model, not a curated record. Lineage: Eukaryota; Viridiplantae; Streptophyta; Magnoliopsida; Caryophyllales; Amaranthaceae. Bases 615 to 2732 code for a protein of 705 amino acids.
UAAACUAUAGUGAGAGGAAGUGUAGUAUUCUCUCCACUUGGGUCUUAAAACCGUUACACUUAUUGAUAAAAACAAAUAUAUAAUUCUUAUUUUCUUAAUUCUCAAAUUAAAUUAGCUUUUCCCAUAUAAAUUCAUAUCUUACUAUACCUUAAAUGUGAAUAGUUACCAUCUAAUUUUACAAUAUUCAUUGUUUGAUUCUUAAAUCUUCUUUCUAGUUGAAAGUUAGAUUUUGUGAAGUGGGUGUAUAGUGUAUAGUUGUGAUACACUUGAUUUUCAGGGUAAAUUUUCGAGUUUUCAUUUCGGUUUGUAAGAUCUUCAUCAUAAAUAAAAUUUGUUACUUUACGAAUUUUACAUCUUGGUAUUAUAGAUUCAUAUUUAUAUAGGCUUGAAAAGUAGGAUUUUCGUUAUCAUCUAUCGCGAAAAUCAUCCAAAACAUGUUUAUUCUGUCUAAGUUGGGAGAUGAACAAUAAUAAAAUUUGAUAUACAAAUCCAAAUAUUUGUAUUUCCCUCACUCUGGAUUGAGUGAGGUGAUUGUUCGAAUUAUAUUAUUAUUUUUAGUUAAUUUGGAGAAGGAAUUAUUGUAUUGUAAGUAAGUUAUUCUAUUGGACUUUAUAAUGGAAAUGGAGAGACUUGUAAAGGGAGGAAAAUCUGAGGCUAAGAUUGCAGGACCUCUGUUUCCAAGGCUUCAUGUUGAUGACACAAAGAAAAUAGGGCCAAGGGCACCUCCUAGAAACAAAAUGGCUCUUUACGAUCAACUAUCCAUCCCUUCUCAACGGGUUACCAAUACACCAUUGUCGACAUUAGCUCCUCCUCCGCCGCCUGUCUAUGGUGGUCGCAUGAUAACGGGUUUGCCUUCUUCAAGCCAAGGUGUUGGCAUAGAAAGAGUUAUGGUUUCCCCUAGGCAGAAAUCUCAUGUGGCGAAUCAUUCAACUGGUAGAAAAAGUUCAACUUCUUAUGAAAGAGUUUCAGACAAUACAAAUGGAAAUCCUCACAAGAGAUCGAUAACAACAUAUAGUGAGAAUAUGAAUAGUGCAGAAGGCCAAAUGUUGGAUGUCCCAAAUACAUUUCUUGAACCAUGCGACUUUUCACAAUUAAAAUGGCGUUCUCUACCGAAUGACGAGUCCGAACUUAGAUGUCCAACCUUUGUCUAUCCACAAAUGAGUUUGGGUUCUAGUAAAAACCAAUCCAGUUCAAAGGAGGACAAAAUUCUGGUUAGUGCAAGUUGUUCCUUAGAACAACAAACAACUAAUGCAAAGAAAGUAAAGACAACAUCCAUGUCUCAUAAUCCAGAAUCUGAGAGAUCACAAUUAGUCACAAUAUCGAAUGGAGAUGAAGCAGAGGUGCCUAAAGUAAGGCACAAAGACGAGAAGACACUGCAUAGUUUCCCUCAAGGUAACGAGGGGCCUGAUAAAUUCUUAAGUACAUUUUCAAAAAUAUAUUUGAAGCCCUUAGACCUUAACCCUGUUGCCUCAAAUAUUCAAAACCAUAAAGGUUGUAAGCAAAAUCAAACAGACACCAUUAAAGCUCCAAGUCAUAUGGGUAUAUCCAAGACUAAGGCCACCAUAGUUAACAAUGCUUCGAUACUAAGAAGUGAAUUAUGUAAUGAAUUUCCCAUUACUAAUGUUCAUGAUCAUCACCGAACACAUAGUGUUGGAACUGAUAAUGAACACGACAAAAAUCAAACUAAGACUUGUCCUGUUAAUCUUGACAAUUUGGAAGAAGAUCAUUCACAGAUUUCAGUCAAGGAUUGUUCAUCGCGUGGAGUCAUUACCCCAGAUGUUGUCGUAGAGAUGAUAGGUCACAAACAAUUUUGGAAAGCAAGGGAACAAAUUAUUCACCAACAAAGAGUUUUCUCGAUGCAAGUGCUGGAGUUGCAUAGAAUUAUUAAGGUGCAAAAAAUGUUGUCUACUGGUUCCGGAAAUGUACGGCAAAAUGAGCCUAAUUUAAUCAAGGAAUUGUUACCCGAGCCUAUGCAAGAAGGUCCAUUAUUAUUAUGGAAUGAAAAAUCGAGAAAUGAAGUAUCGAAUUCGAAGAUAAAAGUUGUUGAUAAUAAUGGUAUUGAUAACCUACCUCUAUUCCCCCUAAGGUCCGACACAAGAAAUUAUGGAGUUAAUUUGGGAAAACAUAAUACAAAUAUGUCUAUGUUAUGCCUUCCGCCACAAGGAAAUCAAUGGUUACUUCCAGUGAUAUCCCCUUCAGAAGGACUUGUCUACAAGCCUUACCCUAAUCUUCACCAUCCUCCUCCUCUCCCUCCUCCUCCUCCUCCUCCUUACUUCCCAGAAUGUGGGAACGAGGAGUUUCUAAACUCGUCUAUUGGUAUGAAUCCCUCAUACUUAACACCAUAUGGAAUGUCCAUCUCCCCAUCAACUAUGAAGCAGAAGAUGAUGAUGACAGGGUUCUAUGAUGUAAACCCUAGAAAUAACAACGUUGGAGAAGGGAAAGACAGUGAAAAGCUCCUAAGUACAGCAAGUAAUUGUACUAAGAAGAUUGAAGCUACAAAUCAUCAUCAUCAUCAUCAUCAUCAUGUUCUUCAAUUAUUUCCAACUACUCCUACUACCACUCAAGAUAUCGUCCAACCUAUACAGAGUUGUGAUAAUGAUAGGAAAACGAAGGUGAUUAAGGUUAUACCUCGUAAUCCUAAAUUAGCAAGUGAAUCUGUUGCCAGUAUAAUCAAAUUAAUACAAGAAGAACGAAAGGCAUUGCUGUCAUUAGGUACCACUACCACACUCUAACAAGACAUUUUUUGUUUGUCGAUGAAGCUAAACAGAGCUGAGACACAUAAUUAAAGACAUUUUUCUAAGUUUACUUUGAAAAUUGUAAAAACAAACCAUUUUCUUUGGAACUGGAGCAUCAUAUAAUUUAAUGUUAAAUGUAAGUACGGAGUAUAAUGAUAAAAGGAAAAUUAAAUUCUGAAAAUUUAAUCUAUGGAUUGUGUGGUUGAUGCAAUAUCUCUCACAAAUUGAUUA